This is a messenger RNA of Zymoseptoria tritici IPO323, 2480 nucleotides long. RefSeq lists its product as uncharacterized. Gene Ontology annotation, cellular component: fungal-type vacuole membrane; vacuolar transporter chaperone complex. The record is from RefSeq and is a predicted model, not a curated record. The coding region runs from base 81 to 2480 and encodes 799 amino acids. The transcript has 3 exons. Gene Ontology annotation, biological process: microautophagy; vacuolar transport; polyphosphate metabolic process. Lineage: Eukaryota; Fungi; Ascomycota; Dothideomycetes; Mycosphaerellales; Mycosphaerellaceae.
GACACGGUGUCGGUGUGACGGUCCUGCAUCUUCUCCCGCAUCACCUUGGCACUCGCCAUUGACCACAGCUCUCGCCCGCCAUGAGGUUCGGCCAGCAGCUCCGCAGCUCUCUCAUCAAGGACUGGUACUACUACUACAUCGACUACGAGGUCCUUAAGAAGUCCCUCCGCACCGACUUCGAGCACACGCCGCUCGUGCGCACCAAUUCCGGGCAGAAGCGCAAACCAUGGUCGGAGGAAGAUGAGCAGCGAUUCGUCAACCAGCUCGAGCAGGAGUUGGACAAGGUCUUCACGUUCCAAAAAGUCAAGAGCCAGGAGAUUAUCCGUCGGAUCAAGUCGAGCGAGCGGGAAGUGAAUGAGGUUAUUACUCGGGCGGAAGCUGCGCAGCAGAAUAACGAGCAGGCGCAGGCGAAUGCUCCCACGGAAGAUGAGUUUCUGUUGCUCGAGGAGGAUUUGUCGGACAUCAUUGCGGACGUGCAUGACUUGGCCAAGUUCACGCAGUUGAACUAUACCGGGUUUCAGAAGAUCAUCAAGAAGCACGACAAGCAGACGCAUUGGCAUUUGAAGCCUGUCUUCGCGGCACGAUUGAACGCUCGACCGUUCUUCAAAGACGACUACGAUGGCACGGUGGUCGAUCUCUCCAAGCUGUACGACCAGGUCCGAACACGAGGAAACCCAACAAAGGGUGAUUCAGCCGCCGGCGAGAAGCAGCAGAAUUUCGUCCGUCAGACGACGAAGUACUGGGUGCAUCCUGACAACAUCACCGAGCUGAAGCUCAUCAUUCUCAAGCACUUGCCGGUUCUGGUGUUCAAUCCGAGCAAGGAGUUUGAGAGGAAGGACUCUGCCAUUUCUUCGAUCUACUACGACAACCCGGAGACAUGGGAGCUAUACGAGGGACGAUUGAAGAAGACGGAAGGUGCGGAGGCCAUCCGUCUGAGAUGGUAUGGUGGCAUGGAUGUGGACACAAUCUUCAUUGAGCGCAAGACGCAUCGAGAGGACUGGACGGGUGAGAAGUCGGUCAAGGCUCGUUUCUCCACGAAAGAGAAGAACGUCAAUGCGUACCUGCGUGGAGACAUGACGACUGAGCAGAUCUUCGAGAAGUCGCGGAGAGAUGGAAAGAAGAGCGAGAAGGAGAUCAACGAUUUGGAAGCAUUGGCGAAGGAGAUUCAGUUCCGGGUGAUUGACCGCAAGUUGGUGCCGGUUUGUCGCUCGUUUUACAACCGCACGGCGUUCCAGCUUCCCGGAGAUGCUCGUGUACGUGUAUCACUCGAUACUGAAUUGGCCAUGACAAGAGAGGACAAUCUCGAUGGUCGCAAGCGAAGUGGAAAGAACUGGCGUCGGAUGGACAUUGGCAUCGACCACCCCUUCAGCCAAUUGCCCCCAGAAGACGUCGAACUAUUCCCAUACGGCGUGCUGGAAGUCAAGCUUCAAACGGCCGCCGGACAAGAACCUCCGGAGUGGAUUCGCGAGCUGACGUCCUCCCAUCUUGUGGAAGCUGUUCCCAAAUUCUCCAAGUUCAUCCACGGCUGUGCAUCUCUCUUCCCAUCCCGCAUCGACCUCCUCCCCUUCUGGUUCCCACAGAUGGACGUCGACAUCCGCAAACCCGUUAGCCACAAAUUCGGCAUCGAACGACCCGGCCAAAGCACAGAUGCGAGCACAAGUAACGAUCUCGACGAUGACACGGAAGACGAACUUGACAUUGAAGAUGAGGAAGGACUCGAAGACGACGAGAACGUCCGCCGUCUACGGGCAGCCCGCGAUGCUCUCGAACAACACGAACUCGACCGAAACCUCAGCAAUUCCAACGGCGAUCCGAACAUCAUGGACGAGGAGGAACGCAUGUCUCAUAAGCCUCUCGACACCACGGAAGAAGACUACCCGCUCUAUGACUCCGAUGACGAGGAAGAAGCUCUCGCCGAAGCGAAGAAAGCCGGCGGAUGGACUUACCGCUUACGACUGGCAAAGUCGUAUGCGAACUUGACUGCCGAUAAGCUGUUCUAUGUACUUGGCGCUAUCACACCUUUCCCGAAGCCAACGCAAAUACCCGAUCGUGAGGGAAAGAUGGGGAUCCCUGCUGGUCGUGGGAUCUCAGAAAAGAGGUUCAAGGCGCCGAAGGGGAAGAAGAUCCACGUUCCUGUACGAGUCGAGCCGAAGGUGUCCUUCGCUGCCGAGAGGACGUUCCUUGCAUGGCUCGAAUUCUCCAUUAUCCUCGGCUCGAUCGCCGCCACGCUCCUCAACUUCGGCGACCGCAUUAGCAUGGCCGCCGCCGUGGCUUUUACCGUCGUCUCCGUCAUCGCUCUCAUGUACAGUAUGGGCAUCUUCCUCUGGCGCGUGGAUAGGAUCAAGCAGAGGAAAGCGGUCAAUUAUCACGAUAAAUGGGGUCCGUCGUUUUUGUGUCUGGGAUUGGUGGCUUGUGUGGGUGUUGCUGUUGGAUUCAGGUUGAAGAGUGGAGGUGAUGGUGGGUUGAGGGAUAAGUGGUAG